AUGUCUGAUGAUAAUAUAAUAUCCCCAGCAGUAGCGGGAAUAUCUGGUCUUUCUCUAUCCCAGGCCACGGUAGCAGGGUUUGGCUAUAACCCUUCUUUUGGGACGUCUUCAAACAACAUCACAUCAGAGAGUUCUAGUAUCUUAAUGAGUAAAAAAACGAUCACUUUAACUCCGACAUCUUUCAAUUCCAUCUACGAUAGAAAUAUAAGCACAAAGAAGGCGGUGGAAAUAAACCUAUCCUCAUUAUCUUUCUUAUUUUGUGAAAUUGUUAGUUUUUCACAUAGAAACUCGAAAGGAGUCCAAGACUUAGAGACAAGGCUUAAUGGGCUUGGAUAUCAAAUUGGUCAGCGGUUUCUUGAAUUAAUCAAAUUGAGAGAAGGCUUGAAGUAUAGUAAAAGAGAAAUAAGGAUUAUUGAAAUAUUACAAUUUAUCCAUAGCUCCGUAUGGAAGUCAAUAUUCGGAAAGACAGCUAAUGAACUAGAAAAAUCUCAAGAUGUGGAUAAUGAGUAUAUGAUAAUUGAUAACGUGCCGUUGAUAUCAAAAUAUAUAAGUAUUCCUAAGGAUUAUGGAAACUUGAAUUGCUCAGCUUUUAUUGCCGGUAUCAUUGAGGGAGCAUUGGAUUCAUCAUCUUUUCAAGCUACAGUUACAGCCCACUCCGUCCCCAUUGAGGGUCACCCUCUCCGCACAGUGUUUUUGAUCAAUUUUGAUGAGCUGUUGUUAAUGAGAGAAGAAAUAAGGUUUGAGUAA
Molecule: messenger RNA, 747 nt
Organism: Priceomyces carsonii
Lineage: Eukaryota; Fungi; Ascomycota; Pichiomycetes; Serinales; Debaryomycetaceae
Product: TRAPP subunit
Exons: 1
Coding region: 1-747 (248 amino acids)
Biological process (GO): endoplasmic reticulum to Golgi vesicle-mediated transport
Cellular component (GO): TRAPPI protein complex; TRAPPII protein complex; TRAPPIII protein complex
Source: RefSeq, a predicted model, not a curated record